This is a messenger RNA of Cornus florida, 1109 nucleotides long. RefSeq lists its product as uncharacterized. The record is from RefSeq and is a predicted model, not a curated record. Lineage: Eukaryota; Viridiplantae; Streptophyta; Magnoliopsida; Cornales; Cornaceae. The transcript is spliced from 3 exons. Bases 1 to 795 code for a protein of 264 amino acids.
AUGGGAGGAUUGAAGGAGGUAGAAGAUAACAAGUCUGAAUUGGCAGCCAUAGAGGAGAUAACAAAAAAACGAACCUGGAAAAAAAAUUGCAAGAUCAGCAGUCGGGCUGGAUCUGGGCAGUCGGGCCGGAUCUGGAUAAUUGGGCUGGAUCAAAACCGGGUCUCUGCUAUUCCGAUAGUCACAACAAGGUGCAGCCCACGACAAUUUGUUCGUGCCAUCAAGAGGUUGACAGGCAGGAAGAAAGAGGCUGUUUGCGAGAUUGGGUUUGGAACCCUACUUGGGCUACAAUGCACAACGUUGAAACGCCAAUUGUGCACAUGGUUGGUGAGUCAUUUUGACCCAGUCACGUGUGAGCUAAGGCUUGAAAAUCAAAGAACAAUAUCCAUUCAUCCUCGUGACGUCGGGGAAAUUCUUGGUCUUCCGUGUAGUAGGGGUUCCAAGGAUGUGCCCCAACAAUCAGAUGGGGACUAUAAAUGGUUAAAAUCUGCGGGCUUGAAAGUUAAGGAUGCUUUAAAAGCGUCUCACCUGGAAAGCCAGUUGGAUAAACUUCCCCCUGGUGACAAUUUCAAGAGCUGUUUCGUCCUCUUUGCAUGCGCCACCAUUCUAUGUCCUAAUUCAAGAGGCGAAGCAAGCAACAAGUUGAUUGGUGCCGUUGAUGACGUGAUGGCAAUUCGAGGAUACAAUUGGGGGAAGUAUGUGUUGGAAACUUUGAAAAUGGCGGUUACGUCCUAUAAUGCCGAAGGUGGAUGCACAUCGGUUAAUGGAUCUUUACUCUUCUUAAUGGUAUGUGUGUAGGAAAUUAUUUUAAUUUGUAUAGUAUUAUUUUGCAAAAUUGUUGACUAAUAUUUAGUUUUGUUUUGUGGUUUAGCUUUUUUAUUUUGAGCGAGUGGAUGUGCACUGGGUAGAACGUUCAUCACAUGAACCAUGCACCACUGCUGCUGCUUGGACAAAAGAAUUGAUUGCGAAGAGGAUCACUUGGGAGAGGAAGCAUUACCAUGGAUUUGGUCAUGGUGAGCCAUUGAAGAGUUCCGCCUCUUACAAUUCAUGUGGCCCUGAAAAUGACGAGGAGACCGAGACUGAAGAUUGUGAGAAUAUUUCCGAUGAUCCUG